Molecule: messenger RNA, 2080 nt
Organism: Pungitius pungitius (ninespine stickleback)
Lineage: Eukaryota; Metazoa; Chordata; Actinopteri; Perciformes; Gasterosteidae
Gene: fitm2
Product: fat storage inducing transmembrane protein 2
Exons: 2
Coding region: 80-862 (260 amino acids)
Biological process (GO): phospholipid biosynthetic process; lipid droplet organization; lipid storage
Cellular component (GO): endoplasmic reticulum membrane
Molecular function (GO): coenzyme A diphosphatase activity
Source: RefSeq, a predicted model, not a curated record
ACGGAAGCUGACCGAAGAGAAGCCUCAUUGGUCGAGCCACAGUGACGUCAGAGGCACUCGUCUUGUCAGCUCUGUCACUAUGGCGGCGGUGGAUGUCAUUGUGGACAACUUGGUGACUCUCUGGAGGAUACCGGCCGUCAGGCAAAACUUCCACUGGAUCUUUUUGCUCAUUUCGGUGGUGGGAUCGAUUCUGAAAGAGCUGGAGCUCGUUCCGCAGACGUAUUUCAGCAGCAACAGAAAUGCCCUGAAUGUGUAUUUUGUCAAAGUAUCCUGGGGGUGGACGCUGCUGCUGCUGACCCCCUUCCUCCUCCUCUCCAACUCGUCCUUCAGCCGGAGCGCGUCCUUCCUCGGCCGGCGGCUGCUGUCUCUGGCGGUGGCGACAAUGAUCUGGUACGCCUGCACCGAGGCCUUCUUCUACGUCGAGGACUUGACGGGCUCGUGUUUCGAAACCGACGGCGUGGAUGUUAUCAGCAAGGAGUUCACGUCCAAAGUCGGCUGCAGGCGGGCCGGCUACCAGUGGCAAGGCUAUGACAUCUCGGGACACUCCUUCAUCCUGGCCUACUCGUCUCUCUUCAUCAUGGAGGAGACUGCGCCCAUGGCCUUCCUGAAGACAGCCAGUCUCUCUGCUCUGCCCAGGAUGGUGCUAAACCUGCUCUACGUAGCCUUGAAUCUGAUCGUGAUUGUUUGGGUGUGGAUGUUUGCGUGCACCUCCGUUUACUUUCAUGACCCGUCUCACAAACUGCUAGGGACCGUAUGCGGCCUGCUGGGGUGGUAUCUGACGUAUCGGGUUUGGUAUCUAAAACCCUGGUCGCCAGGACUCCCUCCUCAGCGCCACCUAAAGGGACUGAAACUACACACCUGAGCUGCAGUCAUACUAUCCUGUAGAUUGUUAUUGUUGCAGCCAUCCUCAUAACAGCCCACUACAUUUGACGUUAUCUUUCGUCGGGUCCAAGCUCGCCAAUUCUAUUCUAAGUUCGUUCUGAGGUCGUUUUGUACUGGAUGGUGUUUGGCAGCUGCUGUUCCCAAAAUGACUUGGUAAUCUGAGAUAAAAGCAAGACGCUGCUCUGCUGCCUGGCUUCAGCCUCUCACCUCCAGCCGCCGAGGCUUGCAUGCUGCAUUAUUGUUUGUCCCACUGUUUGUUGCCUUUUAAUUUUCAGCUUCAGAGUUAUUGCAGCUUUUUAGAUGUAUUGGGACAUUUGAGAAUGUCUACAGGUCCAUUGCAAAACAAAGUCAGAUCAGACACUGAAUCUAAUGAUUUAAAUGAGCUGUUGCAUAUGAGAGUUAUUGUGACUGUGUGCCAACACAAUAAGUAAAGUUUGCUCAGAGAAUGCAUCAAGCUUCUAUAGUGAGUUUAUACAUAGUUUCACAUGUUCAUCAUAGACACACUUUAGUUUUAAGCCAGCCCUGCAAUUGGUAGUUCAUUAAAUGGUUUAGUUUGUUAAUAUGAAUAUUUAAUUAUUGACUGCAGAUUAUUCAAUUAAUCAAAAAUGUCCAAGUUUGGAAUUAAAAUAUUACGUUUUGUCCAAACAAAAGUAAAACAAAUCCUCAAAAUUGAAAAGUUGGAUCCAGAAGUUAUUCGGGUUUUGUGACAAUAUAUUUAUUGUCAAAAGGAAAAAAAGAAAAAGAAUUGUUAUUUACUUUUCUGUUUGAUUAAUCGAUUUAGUCAACUAACAUUUCCAGUUGGAACUUAAUUUGUUUCCAACAACGCAGUGAUGAUUUUAAAUAGUCAGUUAAGUAAUGUUUGCUGGCAGGAAAUUCCUGAAAGUUGGUUCAUAUCCUACGUAGAAACAAAUGAGUCAGAGUCUGAGUGCCACAAACCAAGUAGGAAAGUAUUUAGCACUAAAAUAAGGAUUAAAAAAAUAUUUUUUUUUAUUGAGUAUUAUAAUAUAAUACCGGCCUUCUCCUGCAAUGAGACAUUUAGGGAAGCUUGCUAUCGGUGCAUUUCUUUAUGAAUAUUGUUUUACAAUAUUGUCAAAUGUUUUAUAGCACUUAUAUUUCUUGAUGUGUCAAAUACACAGUAACAAACUAGAGAGAAGGGAACAAUGUACGUUAAAAUAAAAUAAAUAAAAACCAGGAUCUG